CGGGAUUUGAGGUCAUAUUGGCAGUGGAUAAAGCAGAGGAAUAAGAAGGGCAGACAGCAGCAGCUCUUCCUUCCCUUCUUCGUCUCCGGUACUCAUCCUAUUAUUCCAUGUCGUCGAUGCUGGUGGUGUCUGCCGCCCGCUUCCCAUUCGUAAGAGCUCGCUGGAGCCGAUCAUCGCUCCUCCUUCCUCGACUUGUCGGACGGCGAAAGGGGCUCCCGAGAAACCGCAGAGGCAAAGCUCGCAUUGAGAACUGCUCCGUCUCGGCCAAGAAUUCCAAGCAGUCUUUGGUGUUUUCAGGUCUCCAAAAGAUUCUGUUGUGCCCAAAUUUAUCAAUGUUCUAUGAUGGAAGGAAAAAGUUUGCAAGAGCAAUAGCUGUGAUUCUCAUAUUUACUCAAAUAUCAUUUCCACUACAUUUGAGCAAUUGGGUGCCCUGGUUUCUAUUUUCUGCAAAUGCAGUGCUUUAUUCGCCUGACACUAAGGUCCCUAGAACUGGAGAACUUGCUUUGAGGAAGGCAAUUCCUGCCAAUUCAAACAUGAAAGCAAUUCAGGAUUCUUUGGAGGAUAUCUCAUACUUGUUAAGAAUACCCCAAAGAAAGCCCUAUGGUACAAUGGAAAGUGAUGUGAAGAAGGCUCUGAAGAUUGCAACUGAGGAGAAGGAUGCAAUCUUGGGUAACAUACCGAUGGAACUCAAGGAAAAAGGCUCUUUGCUAUAUACUACUUUACUUGAUGGAAAGGGGGGAUUGCAAAACCUUAUUGAGUUCAUAAAGGUAAAGGACCCAGAUAAGGUAUCUGUAGGUCUUGCUUCAUCUCUUGACACAGUAGCAGAACUGGAACUGUUGCAGGCUCCGGGCUUGUCUUUUCUGUUGCCUGAACAAUACAUGAAGUACCCAAGGCUAACAGGUAGAGGAACAGUUGAAUUUACCAUUGAGAAAGUGGAUGGCUCCACAUUCUUUCCAAGUGCUGGUGGUGAACCAAAAACGACAACUACCAUCCAGGUUGUCCUUGAUGGAUAUUCUGCCCCACUAACUUCUGGGAACUUUGCGAAAUUGGUGAUCGAUGGAGCAUAUGAUGGAGUCAAGCUGAAAUGUGCAAGCCAAGCUAUUUUAUCGGAUAAUGAACUUGAGAAUUAUGGGUAUAGUGUUCCAUUAGAAAUGAUUCCAUCUGGACAAUUUGAACCAUUAUACAAGACGACUCUCAGUGUUCAGGAUGGAGAGCUGCCUGUGCUUCCCUUAUCUGUAUAUGGAGCUGUUGCCAUGGCACAUAAUAUAGACUCCGAAGAAUACUCCUCACCAUCUCAAUUUUUUUUCUAUCUCUAUGACAAGAGAAAUUCUGGCUUAGGAGGUUUGUCCUUUGAUGAAGGCCAAUUUUCCGUUUUCGGAUAUACAGUUGGUGGAAGAGAAGUACUGCCACAAAUAAAAACAGGAGAUAUUAUUCGAUCAGCUAAAUUGGUGCGAGGUCAAGACCGCCUCAUACUCCCCGACGGAAAUUAAUCUGCUUAUCCACACAACAUAAUUCUUCCAUUCCUUUGUGGUUUGCUCUUAAGAAGGCAUAGACUUUUCUUGUCAAAGGCUGUGCUAUUAAGCUGUAACCUAUUGUGUUUCAUUGCUAGGACAUGGAACCAUGAGCCUGGAGAGUUUGAGUUAGUGUGUGCUACAUGAUUCAUUUUGUUCUUCUUGAUGCA
This is a messenger RNA of Musa acuminata subsp. malaccensis (wild Malaysian banana), 1681 nucleotides long. RefSeq names its product peptidyl-prolyl cis-trans isomerase CYP37, chloroplastic. Gene Ontology annotation, biological process: protein peptidyl-prolyl isomerization. The record is from RefSeq and is a predicted model, not a curated record. Gene Ontology annotation, molecular function: peptidyl-prolyl cis-trans isomerase activity. Lineage: Eukaryota; Viridiplantae; Streptophyta; Magnoliopsida; Zingiberales; Musaceae.